ACACGAAAUCACUUUCUUCGACUUGUAAAUUGCAAUGUCAAUACAAAAUUUACUCUUUCUGGUAAGAUGUGGCAAACGGAGUUAUUUACAAUCGUAAUGAUUCUACUAUACACAGAGAGAAAAAUGUUUUAGUGAAAACGGUUCGGCAAUAUUAAGCUGUAGCUAAAUCAUGGAAUUUUUAUUGUUACUUACUGGCUGUGUAAUUUUUCCAACACUUCACUGUGCAUCUGUCUAUGGGAUGUCAAAAUUACUUCCUGGAAAAUCAAAAGGUGCUCAUUAUGCCAUUGGCACCAGGUUAGUUUCCUUGCUUCAAGCUGUUUGUGCAUCUAGUGUUGGCUUAUCGGUUGUUCUUUCUUGUAAAGAUAUCAUGAAAGAGAGAUUCAUACGUGUUGAUUAUUAUGCUUGGUUUGGUUUUCCUUAUUUUUACUACGACAUUGGUGCAAUGUUUCUGGUUCAUUAUCAUGAUUGUCCAAAACAGAGCCUUCGUUCAAUUGUAGAGACGUUCAUUACAAAGAAAUGGUUGGUCGUUUUUCAUCAUCUAUUUUUACCAGUCAUUGGAUUUCCCAUAGUAGUGUUUUACAGGAGAGGCGUUGGUGAUUUCUUCGUUGGAUGUAUUUACAUUGCUGAAAUAAGCACACCAUUCCUUUCUCUUCAUUAUAUUUUUAAAAAGCUUGAUAUGGACAACAAUAUUAUUUUUAAACUGAACGGUUUCUGUUUGGCAAUUUCAUUUCUCAUCGGUCGGAUUCUUGUGUUUCCAUUCAUGUACUACAAGUAUGGCCAGUAUGUGGGUAUAAAAAUUUGGCAAGUUCCCUUUAAAAUUCCUUUACUUUGUAAUGUGAGUUGUCUUGGAUUGAUGACGCUGCAGCUUAUUUGGUUUACGAUGAUAGUCAGCCGAGCUUUUAUAAUUUUAAAACAACAUAUUCUGGUCGUUUUUACGAAGCGCAAGGUAUAACCUCAGAUUAUACGAGCAAGCAUAACUUCGUUAAAACAUCUUUAACAGUUUUAUACAAAAGAACGGUAGCUUUCAUUUUGUGCUGUUUAAUUUGUAAUUUCGUUCUAGCACAAAAUUCAUAUUUCAAAUAAACGAUUUUUUUAAAAGCAAAAA
This is a messenger RNA of Xenia sp. Carnegie-2017, 1105 nucleotides long. Its product is annotated as TLC domain-containing protein 3A-like. Gene Ontology annotation, cellular component: membrane; endoplasmic reticulum. The coding region runs from base 170 to 952 and encodes 260 amino acids. The transcript has 5 exons. NCBI's taxonomy places the organism in Eukaryota, Metazoa, Cnidaria, Anthozoa, Malacalcyonacea, Xeniidae. The record is from RefSeq and is a predicted model, not a curated record. Gene Ontology annotation, biological process: lipid homeostasis.